This is a messenger RNA of Jaculus jaculus (lesser Egyptian jerboa), 7223 nucleotides long. It is a transcript of the gene Gtf3c1, whose product is annotated as general transcription factor IIIC subunit 1. Lineage: Eukaryota; Metazoa; Chordata; Mammalia; Rodentia; Dipodidae. The coding region runs from base 33 to 6278 and encodes 2081 amino acids. Gene Ontology annotation, biological process: transcription initiation at RNA polymerase III promoter; 5S class rRNA transcription by RNA polymerase III. The record is from RefSeq and is a predicted model, not a curated record. The transcript is spliced from 37 exons. Gene Ontology annotation, molecular function: DNA binding. Gene Ontology annotation, cellular component: transcription factor TFIIIC complex.
GCGUCCUGGGGCCCUGCUUAACUGUAGCAGCCAUGGACGCGUUGGAGUCGUUGUUGGACGAAGUGGCCCUGGAGGGGCUCGAUGGCUUGUGUCUGCCCGCGCUGUGGAGCCGACUGGAGUCCCGGUCGCCGCCCUUCCCGCUGCCGCUGGAACCCUACACGCAGGAGUUCCUGUGGCGGGCCCUGGCCACGCACCCGGGCAUCAGCUUCUAUGAAGAGCCUCGGGAGCGACCGGACCUGCAGCUCCAGGACCGAUAUGAAGAAAUUGAUUUGGAAACUGGAAUUUUGGAGUCCAGAAGAGAUCCUGUCUCUCUGGAAGAUGUCUAUCCCAUUCAUAUGAUCUUAGAGAAUAAGGAUGGCAUCCAGGGCUCAUGCCGGUACUUUAAGGAGAGGAAAGACAUUACCAAUAACAUCCGGACCAAGUGCUUGCAGCCUCGAUGUACAAUGGUGGAAGCCUUUGCCAGGUGGGGCAAGAAGCUGAUCAUUGUUGCCUCCCAAGACAUGCGCUACAGGGCCUUGAUAGGCUUGGAGGGGGAUCCUGACCUGAAGCUCCCUGACUUUUCCUACUGCAUCUUGGAGCGGUUAGGCCGGUCUAGGUGGCAAGGAGAGCUGCAGCGAGACCUUCACACUACUGCUUUCAAGGUUGAUGCCGGGAAGCUUCAUUACCACAGAAAAAUUCUGAACAAAAACGGGCUGAUUACAAUGCAGUCACAUGUGAUACGAUUACCCACAGGAGCCCAGCAGCACUCCAUCCUCCUCCUCCUGAACCGGUUUCACGUGGACAGGAGGAGCAAAUAUGACAUCCUCAUGGAGAAGCUUUCAAUGAUGCUGAAUAUGCGCAGCAACCACAUUGAGACACUAGGCAAGCUGCGAGAGGAACUGGGCCUGUGUGAGAGGACAUUCAAGCGUCUGUACCAGUAUAUGCUGAACGCCGGUCUUGCCAAGGUGGUGUCCCUCCCCUUGCAUGAGAUUCACCCCGAGUGUGGACCGUGUAAGACCAAGAAAGGGACUGAUGUUAUGGUUCGGUGUCUUAAGUUGCUGAAAGAGUUUAAGCGGAAGAUGGAAGAUGACCAUGAUGAUGAUGACGAUGAGGAGGUCAUCUCCAAGGGGGUGCCUCCUGUGGACAUUGUGUUUGAGCGGGACAUGCUUACACAAACCUAUGAGCUCAUUGAGCGCAGAGGCACGAAAGGAAUCUCCCAAGCUGAGAUCCGAGUGGCUAUGAACGUGGGAAAGCUGGAAGCGAGAAUGCUGUGCCGGCUCCUCCAGAGGUUCAAGGUUGUCAAGGGAUUCAUGGAAGAUGAAGGCCGUCAGCGGACCACCAAGUACAUCUCCUGUGUAUUUGCCGAGGAAAGCGACCUGAGCCGCCAGUAUGCACAGGAAAAGGCCCGGGGAGAGCUGCUGACCACCGUCAGCCUGGCCUCAGUGCAGGAUGAGUCCAUGCCCGAGGGCGAAGAGGCUUUCCUGUCUGACUCAGACAGUGAGGAGGAGAGCAGCCGUAGCAGCAAACGCAAGGGUCGAGGGUCCCGUGGCCACUCUAAGGCCUCAGGGGACUUUGUGUCUGGCGCUCAGCCUCAUCACUCCACCCCAACCAAGGGUGGGUGGAAAGUCCUAAAUCUGCACCCACUGAAGAAGCCGCCAGCUGCUUCACCAGGUAAUGCCGAGGAGAGAGCCUGCCGGAGCUCAGCCAGUAAGGACGGGCUAGACACCAGCAGCUCCUCAGAGCUCAACGCGUCCUUUGACCCCCACUGUGUGGAGAGCCACAGUGGUGACAUUGCUGUGAUCGAAGAGGUCCGGCUUGAGAAUCCCAAGGAGAGCGGUGGUUCCCAGAAGGCUGGGCGGCAUGGCGCUGGCCAGGACAAGCCUCACAAAACAUACCGGCUAUUAAAGCGCAGGAACCUGAUCAUCGAAGCCGUCACCAACCUCCGCCUAAUCGAGAGCCUCUUCACAAUCCAGAAGAUGAUCAUGGACCAGGAGAAGCAAGAGGGUGUGUCUACCAAGUGCUGUAAGAAGUCCAUUAUCCGCUUGGUGCGUAACUUGUCUGAGGAAGGUCUCCUGAGACUCUACCGGACCACAGUCAUCCAAGAUGGCAUCAAGAAGAAGGUGGAUCUGGUGGUUCACCCUUCCAUGGACCAGAAUGACCCUCUCGUGAGAAGCGCCAUUGAGCAAGUUCGCUUCCGGAUCUCCAACUCAAGUACAGCAAACAGGGUUAAAGUUCCCCAGACUCCAGUGCUGCAGGAGGAGGCCGAAGAGGAAAGCCAGGAACCCGAGAGCCUGUGUGUACCAGGAGACUCUGAACUGAACCCUUCCUCUAAGCCAGAUAGCGGACGAGUGAAAAAGACUGAUGAGAAAAUGGGCAUAACCCCACUCAAAAAUUAUAAACCCGUUAUAGUUCCUGGACUUGGGCGUUCCCUCGGGUUCCUUCCCAAAAUGCCCCGCCUGAGGGUGAUGCACACUUUCCUGUGGUAUCUGGUCUAUGGGCACCCAGCUGGCCACACAGGGGAGAAGCUGAACUUUGCCAAUGAGAGAAGAGCAGGCAAACAGGACCCCAGCAGAGCAGGAGCCCAGCCCUCCUCCUGGGAUGCCUCAGAAACCAGAGAACACCCAGAAGGUGUCACCUGGGAGGCUGAAGUGGAGCUGUCCUCAGAGACAGUAUACGUGGAUGAAGCCUCGUGGAUGCGCUACGUCCCUCCCAUCCCUAUCCACAGGGAAUUUGGUUAUGGCUGGGCUCUCGUCAGUGACAUUCUCCUCUGCUUGCCCCUCUCCAUCUUCAUCCAGAUUGUUCAAGUCAGCUACAAGGUGGACAACCUGGAGGAUUUUCUGAAUGACCCUCUGAGGAAGCACACGCUGAUCCGGUUCCUCCCCAGACCCAUCAGGCAGCAGCUCCUAUACAAGAGGCGGUACAUUUUCUCGGUGGUGGAGAACUUGCAGAGGCUGUGCUACAUGGGGCUGCUGCAGUUUGGGCCCACAGAGAAGUUCCAGGAUAAAGACCAGGUCUUCAUUUUCCUGAAGAAGAAUGCAGUCAUCAUUGAUACCACUAUCUGCGACCCGCAUUACAACCUGGCCCACAGCAGCCGGCCCUUUGAGCGACGCCUCUAUGUCCUGGACUCCAUGGUGGAUGUGGAAAGCUACUGGUUUGACCUGCAGUGUGUCUGCCUCAACACUCCACUAGGUGUGGUACGCUGCUCAUGUGUCCAGAAGAUCUGCCCUGAUCAGAGCAGCAGCCAGGAGGGCAGCCUGCAGAAGGAGCAGGAGAAAGCCAUUGACAAGCACAACCUGGAGCGCAAGUGUGCCAUGUUGGAGUACACCACGGGAAGCCGCGAGGUUGUGGAUGAAGGCUUGGUUCCUGGAGAUGGCCUGGGAGCCGCUGGACUCGACUCUAGUUUCUACGCACACUUAAAGCGCAACUGGAUCUGGACCAGCUACAUCAUCAACAAAACCAGAAAGAACCUCUCUGCAGAGAACGGACUCACGGGGAGGCUCCAGACAUUCCUGUCCAAGCGCCCACUGCCGCUUGGUAAUGGAGGUGGUGGCCUGUUGCCCGUCUGGGCAGAGGCAAAAUCGGACACCGAGCCCUCAGCUGACAAGGAGGAGCUGAUCGAGAUGGACCACGAGCCCACAUCCGGCCGGAACCGCAAAGUGCGCGGUGGGAAAAGCCAGAAACGGAAGCGGCUGAAGAAAGAGCCCAUCCGGAAGUUAAAGAGGAGGAGAAAAGGAGAGCUCCAAGAUGCUAAAAGCAAAAGGCUGCGCUAUCACGAUGAGGCUGACCAGAGCGCCCUGCGGAGGAUGACCCGGCUGCGUGUCUCCUGGUCCAUGCAGGAGGAUGGGCUGCUUAUGCUCUGCCGCAUUGCCAGUAACAUCCUCAACACCAAGGUGAAAGGCCCAUUUGUCACCUGGCAAGUUGUGCGUGACAUUUUGCAUGCUACUUUUGAAGAGUCUUUGGAUAAAACAUCUCACUCAGUUGGACGAAGAGCUCGCUAUAUAGUCAAAAAUCCUCAGGCCUUUCUGAACUAUAAGGUCUGCCUGGCUGAGGUCUACCAGGAUAAGGCACUUGUUGGAGAUUUCAUGAACCGCAAGUGUGACUAUGAAGAUCCAAAGGUUUGCGCUAGAGAAUUUAAAGAAUUCGUAGAGAAGCUAAAAGAGAAGUUCAGCUCCGGCCUGAAGAACCCCAACCUUGAGAUCCCCAAUACACUGCAGGAGCUGUUUGCCAGAUACCGAGUUCUGGCAAUUGGAGAUGAAAAGCAUCAAGUAAGGAAAGAGGAUGAAUUUAAUAGUGUGGAGGACAUCCACUUCUUGGUGCUGCACAACCUGAUCCAGAGCACACUGUCCCUCUCCAACAGCCAGAUGAACUCCUACCAGUCCUUCCAGAUCUUCCGCCUGUAUCGGGAGUACCAAGAACCCGUGUUGGUGCGGGCCUUCAUGGAGUGCCAGAAGAGGAGCCUGGUCAAUAGGCGGCGUGUCAAUCACAACAUGGGCCCCAAGAAGAACCGUGCCCUGCCCUUCGUACCCAUGUCCUACCAGCUGUCCCAGUCCUACUACAGGCUUUUCACGUGGCGAUUUCCCACUACCACCUGCACGGAAUCUUUCCAGUUCUACAACAGACUCUGGGCUGCAGGCGUGCUGGACUGGCCCGACCACUUUUCCUUCAAAGACCAAGAUACUAGUGAUCCCCCAAGUGACCUGGUGACAUUUUCUUUGGACAGCCCUGGAGGAUACUGUGUGACCAUCCUGGCCCUCUUCUCCCUGGGCCUUCUCUCUGUGGAUGUCAGAAUCCCAGAGCAGAUUGUGGUGGUGGAUAGCUCCAUGGUGGAGAGUGAGGUCAUGAAGAGUCUGGGGAAGGAUGGAGGCUUGGAUGAAGAGGAGGAGGAAGAAGACCUGGAUGAAGGCUCAGGAGCCAAGCGCCAGGGUGUGGAGGUAAAGGCCCACCAGGCCUCACACACCAAGUACUUACUGAUGAGGGGCUACUACACAUCUGGCAUCAUCAACACACGCAAUCUGCAUCCCAACGACAGCAUUGUGGUGAACUCCUGCCAGAUGCGGUUCCGGCUGCGCAGCACUCCCAAGUCCACUGAGCUCAGGCUUCCCGCCUCACCUCUAGGAGAACUUCAGGUGGGGCCCUCCUGCCUCCCUGACUCUUUCACCAGCCUGGUGGACCCCCAGCUGCACACCUACAGCCCAGAAGAGUUCGCCCACCAGGUGACACUGUCUGGAUACAGCCCGGAAGAUGUGUCUGCUGCCCUGGAGAUCCUGCAGGCUGUGGCUGCUGCUGGCUGCUUUGGGGUUGACAGGGGGGAGCUGAGCAGACAGUUCUCAACCUUGAGGAAGAUAGCGGACGGGUACACCAAGACAUUCCUUGGCUAUGUCCAGGACCUCUUGAGGUGGAAACAGGUGCUGGAAGUCGGGGGCAACACCGUGCGCCUAGUAGCCAUGGCCUCUGCCCAUCCCUGGCUUCUGCACUCAGUGCGGCUCAGGAGCACAGAGGAAGCCUCCCAGGCCAGGGGCUCUGAGGGACCUAGCAGCGAGGACAACCCUUCUGAAGGGCUGGCCGGGGCUUCUCGCAGCCCCCAUAACACCAAGAGGCGUCGCUGUGCCAGUCAAAGCAGCGACAUUGAUGUUGACGGGGUCCCAAGGCUCCCUGCCAAGAGACCCGCACUCCAGGAUAUGUGUAUGGCUACCAGCCCCAGGUCUGGGCCGGAACAGGCACUCAGAGACAUGGGCCUGGGACAGGAGGACCAAGAGGGUAUUGGUCCAGAUCAGCUGAGCUGUGAAUUACAGCUUCCAGAAGAAGGGUCCGAAGACCCCAGAGGGCUUAUGGAAAGCAGUUUGGCCAGUGGCCUGGCCCAGGCGAUGUGGGAGAGGGGUGAGAAAGUGUGCUUCAUUGGCCGCCCAUGGCGCAGCGUGGAUGGGUCCCUGAACAUUCCUGUGUGCAAGGGCAUGAUGGAGGCCAUGAUGUACCACAUCAUGAGCAGGCCCGGCAUCCCCGAGAGCUGCCUGCUGCAGUACUACCAAGGUGUCCUGCAGCCCGUCGCUGUGCUUGAGCUGCUCCAGGGCCUUCAGUUCCUUGGCUGCAUCCGUAAGCGCCUGUUGAGGAAGCCAGCAGCCGUCACACUCUUCUCCAAUCCUUUGUUGGAGACUGCCAAGGCCCAGGAGGUUAGUGAGGCCGAGGCAUCCUCUUGCUCCGAGAGCUACAUGGCCUUCUAUGAACCCACAGUGGACUGCACCAUCCGCCUGGGCCGCAUCUUUCCACACGAUGUCAACUGGAACAAGUGGAUCCACUUAUAAAGACUUAGGUCAUCUCCCAAAAGCACACCCUUGGCUGAUGGACCCCAUUCCCCCCCCCUCCCGCCCUGAGCCCUGGGGCAUUAUCUGUGUUCUGCCAUCCUGAGCAGAGUGUCUACUGUCCACCUGCUUUGACACUUUCUGGACUGCCCCAUUGAACCUGUCCACCCCACCUGGUCAGGUGGGGCAAGGGGUAGAGCAGCUGCCAGGCGACUUUGGUUCGGCUGCUCUUGCUCCCUUGUCUGCGCAGCACAGCCUUUCUGCAGGCCCAUUGUCCUGCUCUGAACCCAGACCCCAGUUGCUGUGGCUACUGCCAUUGGAAGUAGACAUGCCAGUAGGCCCUGAAACAACUGUGGACACCGGCCCCUCUCAAGGCCACCACACAGUUCUGACUUCAGCCACCCUGGCAGAUCCCUGACAGCCCAAGUCCCACCUAGAAGAAGGGCUUUGAAGGGAUGUGUCCCAACCCUGGAGCUGUGAGGGCAUCCCUGCCUGCUAGAAAUGAGGCACUGCAGGUUUUCCUUUUAUUUGUUUUAUUUUGGUCUUUGUGGUUUUGUUUUUCUUCUUUCUCAUUUAGAAAUAAUUCGCCUGGCAUGUAUUUAUUUAUUUUUUAAUUAAAGUAAGUCAAAUGCAUUUAGCCUGGUAUGUUUCCCAGGCAAUUGUUGAUCCCCACGUAACUCUCUGCUUUCAGCCGUGGCUCAGCCAAACAUGGCCACCCCACCCCUACCCCCACCUCUAGGAAAGAGAAAGGAGAAGGUUCUGGGCCCAGCUUUGUGGCUCAUGGAGAGGUGAGUGUGCUGGCUUCAAGGACACAGCCAAACAACCCAUCAUCCAGUCCUAGGUCUAUCCCUUCGUCAUGGGAACACUCUCAGGCCUGCCAGACCUGUGAAGAUACUUGUCCCAUGAAAUUUUGUGGCAUGUGACAUUAAAAUAUCUGGAGUUUUCACA